UCCAUUCCUCAAACCGAAUAUUUCCUCUCGAAAACGAAGCUUCCGUCAGUUUGACGCGUUCUACGACACAAGAAUGCAAGUGUUUAUUACGUACCUCGAGUGAUCACUGUACAGUUUACCGCAUGCUUCGAUAGGUGUCACCACCUUAUGGAUUCGUCGACCGAAAAAGGCGAUCUCAGUUUUGCCCGUGUCCCGUGGGUGGUGUAAGUACGUGGAUCGAUCAAAAUUGAUCUCCCGCGAGCGAGGGAACGUAAUAAGCGGAACUUUGCGCGGGUGGUUUCCUUCUCGUGAAACGAUCGAGGGGCAAUAUUACUAAUUCUGUCGCUAGACGAAGAGGAAUAGCCUGUUGACCGAAACGUGCGAUUCUUCGUCGUCUCGAAGUUUAGCAGCACUCGUGAAAGUUCGCGUUUGCGCGAAUCCCGACGGUGGAAAACGUGACGCAGAGUGCGGAGUACGCUGGCGGCGGAGAAUAGAAAGUUUUCGCGCUCAACAGGACUCACGGGAUUCAAAGAGCGCGGUGGCCAGGGUGCCGCGAAACCGCCUGUUCGGGGCGAUCGGUAAAGAGAUAGAAGAGGACAGGGCUGACGUGCGGUCAGACUUUAUUCGACGGGAAUUAAUCCUCCCCGAUACCGUUAUGGAGACACUCGAGUCGAGUCGCGUGUGCCGUCUUUGCGGCAAACAAUCCGGUAUAUUAAUCAACAUCUUCGAUAAGAAUGAGGCGCACGAGAAGAAGAUCAACACGAUUCUACCGAUUAUGGUACACGAAAUGGACUUAUUGCCAAAGCACAUGUGCCACCGGUGCAGCUACAAACUGGAGGAGUUCCAUAAGUUCUACGUGGAUUGUUUGAAAACCGACGCGAGCCUCAAGAGUCAAUUGUCUUGGAUGCGAAAAGAGGACUCGAAGGAAACGAGCGGCGUACCGAUGGUGCACAUAGAAAACCUCAGAAUCAAGAUGAAACCACUGGAUUACGAUCUGUACGACGUGAAACCGAUAGUGAACGACGUCGGCUACAUGAACUCCUUGGGUUUCCCGGUAAACAGUGUCCCACGCAACGACGGUAUAACGUAUACGGCUUACGCACCCUGCGAUUAUUACUGUGAUAAAACGGACCAAAGUAAUCAAGCUAUAUCUACGAAUUUCGAGGAUGAUAUAGCGAAUUGUAGUAAAAUAAACGAGAUGACAGAAGACAAUUGCUGUACCUGUAUUCAUGAAUCGAACGCAAGAUCGAAUUUAUUCGAAACUCGAAUAAGGAUCAAGGAAGAAUACCUGGAAGACGAAGAUUUAAAUGGUACUCACGAUUUAAACACCUCGAGAAAAAAUUCGAAGGAUGCGAUCGUUCGUGGUUCGAAGAGUACGAUCGUUCGUAAUCUGAGGCCUAGAAAAAGUGUUAUAAAUUACAUGGAGACCAGAAUGUACAAAAGCAGAUCGAAGAACGUGGACGUCAAAGUAGAUAAACCGGCGUUGACGGAUAUCAAAGUAGAGAAGAUGGACAAUUUCGAGAGGGGUAUUGUACUCCGACCGAGGAACGGGACCAUCAAUUAUUUUCAACCAUCGCGGAAGUGCUCGACAUCACUGAAGAAGGAUCGAAGAUCCCGCGAGGUUCCAAACAUCGCGGGUACGCUAAAAAACAUAAAGAAAGAAGAACUGUCGGAUGCUGAAGAUAAAUCGGUGAUGCUUCUGUCGAAUGAAACACUACUUGCACUGCCCAAAGAUGUGAAUAUACGAACCGAUAGGAUUAGUUGUAGUACGUUUAAGUUAGGUCUUAGUUUGCGCAACGGGAAGAGUAAAUUGAACAGGUCCUCCUCGCCGAAAUAUUUAAGGAGUCAGGAUGUCCAUUUGAGGAAUGGUAAGAUUCGAAAACGCAAUGUCGAGGAAACUAAACUGGGGAGAAGCUUUCGAAAUCUCGCGGACAGGGGCAGAAAGCGAGUUAAAAAUCUGCUCCAAACGAUCGGAGACGUGCACGUAAAAAAGAUCAGAUUCAAUGUGAAACAUUAUUGCGAGGAGUGUAACAUGAGCUUCGUUAACACUGAGUUAUAUAGAUUGCACACGUGCUGUGGACACUAAUCUUUUUUUUUAUCGAAUUAGAGGUAUGAUUGUGCAAAUUUUUAACAUGCUAAAACAUUUAUUAUUUCUCUGGAUGAAGAUUUAUGUACGUACAGUUAUUCGUUUUAAAGUCUAAAGAAUUGUUACACCACGUAAUAACGCUUAAAAGUGGAACAUGGAUUGUCUUCAAAGUUUAAGUCGUCGUCGAGCAUCGAUGAUAAU
Molecule: messenger RNA, 2266 nt
Organism: Ceratina calcarata
Lineage: Eukaryota; Metazoa; Arthropoda; Insecta; Hymenoptera; Apidae
Exons: 3
Coding region: 635-2065 (476 amino acids)
Cellular component (GO): nucleus
Molecular function (GO): zinc ion binding
Source: RefSeq, a predicted model, not a curated record